This is a messenger RNA of Microdochium trichocladiopsis, 1064 nucleotides long. Its product is annotated as ribosomal protein L24e. Bases 114 to 590 code for a protein of 158 amino acids. The record is from RefSeq and is a predicted model, not a curated record. NCBI's taxonomy places the organism in Eukaryota, Fungi, Ascomycota, Sordariomycetes, Xylariales, Microdochiaceae. Gene Ontology annotation, molecular function: structural constituent of ribosome; mRNA binding. The transcript has 3 exons. Gene Ontology annotation, biological process: cytoplasmic translation. Gene Ontology annotation, cellular component: cytosolic large ribosomal subunit.
UCUUGACCCAGUCCCGCCGCAGAACAAGCCGCCCUCACCCAAAGGAACACGCGCCAACUAACCCCAACAGCAUCACCUAUCGACACCGAGGUUCUCACCCACCAACCGUCAAAAUGAGAACUUACGAAGACACUUUCUCCGGUGCGAGAAUCUACCCUGGCAAGGGCAAGCUGUUCGUCCGUGGCGACAGCAAGAUCUUCCGCUUCCAGCGGGGCAAGUCCGAGUCGCUCUUCCUCCAGCGCAAGAACCCCCGCCGCAUUGCCUGGACCGUCCUCUUCCGCAGACAGCACCGCAAGGGUAUCACUGAGGAAGCCGCCAAGAAGCGCACCCGCCGCACCGUCAAGUCCCAGCGUGCCAUCGUCGGUGCCUCUCUCGAUGUCAUCAAGGAGAAGCGCUCCAUGAGGCCCGAGGCCCGGUCCGCCGCCCGCCAGGCUGCCAUCAAGGAGUCCAAGGAGAAGAAGGCCGAGGCUGCCGCCGCCAAGAAGUCCGAGAAGGCCAAGGCCGCCUCUGGCAAGGGCCAGACCGGCCGCAUCGUCGGCAAGCAGGGCGCCAAGGGCGCCGCCCCCAAGGUCCAGGCCCGCACCCGCUAAAGCAAAGCAAAAUGAGCCUCGAUGAGAAGAAAUACCACAUCUUUUUCCCCAAAAAAGAAGAAGACCAGACAUUUUUUUUGCGAUCGGGACAAGGUGUUUCUUUUGUUUCACUGACAACAAUGGGGUGCAAAACGGGAUAAAGCAAACGGGUUCACAAUGGAUUUCUUGGGAGACUUUGAGAGAGCUCCUGCUUGACACAAAAAACCAAUCAAGGUCUUCUUGCAUGAAGGUGCAUACGCCCUGGGGGAGGAGAUGAUGGCUUUGUUUGUUGUUGUCGCGACACGGAGUUUUACCCCCAGGGCGGGAUACAAGGAGUAGCGGCGAACGGGACUUGAAUGCCACAUCAUGACGAAUUCACGCAAAGGCAGGACAGAUCUCUCUCCACGUGGCGUGUCGGCAUAGUGGUUGAUGUGCCGCUGGCCGGACGCUCGUGGAACACGGCAAUACAAACAAAAAAACAAAGCAUCAUAUAAA